AUUGUGAUGAUCAUGCAAACACAAAGAUAGUGCUUAAUAUUGGAUAAUUAUAGUUAUUUAUUCUUCCACCCUACCCAUUCUAACUCAAUGGCAUUAGCUUCCACACUUACUCUAUUAUUGUUCUUCCUUUCCAUGCUGCUCAUGCCAUUGACUUCACAAGAAAAAGACAAUGAGAAUUUUGAUGAAUGGAUAUCUUUGAAUGUGAAACACUACAAUAGUAGAAACAGAGAAACGAGUUUGAAAUGGACGCAAGAAUCAAUCAAACACAAAAAACAACAUCAUGUUCCUCCACCUCCCGUUAGUAGCAGCUUUGAUCCAAAACUUAUAUACGCGGAGAUGAACAAAAUGAUAAUCACCGUGAGUCAAGACGGAAGUAGCAAUUUCAAUACUAUUAAGGAAGCUCUUGCUACCAUUCCACUCUAUAACAAGCGCAGGGUCAUACUGGACAUCAAACCCGGAGUUUAUAGGGAAAAAAUUAACAUUCCAAGAAGUUCGCCGUUUGUGACAUUUCGGGGCGAUAGUAGCAAUCCGCCACGGAUUACAGGAAAUGACACAGCUUCAGCUACACGAACCGGUGGUACGCCUUUAAAGACAUUCCAAAGUGCUACCGUUUCUGUCGAUGCCGAUUAUUUUAUCGCCAUAAAUGUUAUUUUUGAGAAUACAGCACCCCAUGUGGUUGGAACCGCAGGAGAACAAGCAGUGGCACUAAGAAUAUCAGGAAACAAAGCAGCAUUUUACAAUUGCAGUUUCUAUGGAAGCCAAGACACACUUUAUGAUCAUAAGGGACUUCACUAUUUCAACAAUUGUUUCAUUCAAGGCUCUGUUGAUUUCAUUUUUGGGUAUGGUAGAUCCCUAUAUGAGAACUGCCAGUUGAACUCCGUAGCAAAGAAAGUGGCGUCCCUGACAGCGCAGAAACGUACAAAUUCAUCGAUAUUAAGUGGAUUUUCGUUCAAGAACAGCACCAUAACAGGGACAGGAUCAGUUUAUUUAGGCAGGGCGUGGGGUGAUUAUUCUAGAGUGAUAUUUUCGUAUACUUACAUGGACAACAUUGUUCUUCCACUAGGAUGGAAUGAUUGGGGCAAAACAACUAGAGACUCGAGAGUGUAUUAUGGGGAGUACAGGUGCAGUGGACCAGGAGCCAACAUUACAGGAAGAGUUCCGUGGGCGCGAAUUCUCAACGAUGAAGAGGCCAUGCCUUUUAUUGGCACCUAUUAUGUUGAUGGCGAUUCUUGGCUUAUACAUCCCUACUAGUUACAACUUGCAAUAAUCAAUUUUAUUGCUUAUGUACACCCUUUCGCGUCAUUCUACUUGUUAUGGUUGUGACAAAUAACAAAUUUAUUACAAGCAUA
Messenger RNA from Solanum lycopersicum (tomato), 1349 nucleotides. Its product is annotated as probable pectinesterase 53. Gene Ontology annotation, biological process: pectin catabolic process; cell wall modification. The record is from RefSeq and is a predicted model, not a curated record. Gene Ontology annotation, molecular function: pectinesterase activity. Lineage: Eukaryota; Viridiplantae; Streptophyta; Magnoliopsida; Solanales; Solanaceae.